AUGGCAAAUGGUAGCCAAACAAGUCCCGGCAGUGCAAGCAAGGCCUACGCAAAAGAUACUCUGCGACCCGUCACGAUCAAGCAAAUACUGGAUGCCAAAUCAUUAGGAGACGAUCAGUUCGAGAUCGACGGAGCCGCUAUUGGCCAGGUGACUUUCGUGGCCCAGAUCCGCAACAUCUCGACCCAAGCCACGAACGUCACAUACAAGGUGGAGGAUGGAACCGGAGGACUGGAUGUCAAGUAUUGGUUGGACACGGAGAAACAAGAGAUGGAUGCCGAGGGCAAGAAAUCAUCGGCGCUGGUGGAGAACGGCUACUGUCGCGUCUUCGGAAAACUGAAGGAGUUCAACGGCAAGAAGCAUGUUGGUACCACCAUCAUCCGAGCGGUUACCGAUCUGAACGAGAUCCAAUACCACCUCCUCGAAGCGACCUCCGUACACAUGUAUUUCACCAAAGGCCCGCUCGACAAGUCCGGCAUACCAAAGAAUGCCACCAGUGGCGCCCAGAAUGCGGGAGUGAACAACGACAUGAACAAUGCCACGAACACCGGAACCGGGCCCCAGGUACCACCUGGGUCGUCGACCCGCGCAAAGAAGUUGUUCGCUGAGAUUCAAAGUUCCGGCGUUACUGAAGGGUUGCACAUCCACGACCUUGCCACAAGGAUGCGCAUGAACCUUAAAGAAACACAAGAUGCUGCAGAGGAGCUUGCGGGAUUGGGGCUGAUCUUCACGACAGUGGACGACAGCACUUGGGCUAUACUUGAUAUGUAA
Molecule: messenger RNA, 768 nt
Organism: Eremomyces bilateralis CBS 781.70
Lineage: Eukaryota; Fungi; Ascomycota; Dothideomycetes; Eremomycetales; Eremomycetaceae
Product: replication protein A, subunit RPA32
Exons: 2
Coding region: 1-768 (255 amino acids)
Biological process (GO): double-strand break repair via homologous recombination; nucleotide-excision repair; DNA replication
Cellular component (GO): nucleus; site of double-strand break; DNA replication factor A complex
Molecular function (GO): DNA binding
Source: RefSeq, a predicted model, not a curated record